Messenger RNA from Aureobasidium melanogenum CBS 110374, 492 nucleotides. RefSeq lists its product as uncharacterized. The record is from RefSeq and is a predicted model, not a curated record. The transcript is spliced from 2 exons. NCBI's taxonomy places the organism in Eukaryota, Fungi, Ascomycota, Dothideomycetes, Dothideales, Saccotheciaceae. Bases 1 to 492 code for a protein of 163 amino acids.
AUGCAGACUUGCCGAAAGCCGGAUGCCGCUUUGAGGGUACCAAACAGGCAGAAAUGCCCACUUGCGUUUGGAGACUUCAAAGUUGCAGAAUUGAGAUGUCAAGUUCUGACCAGAUAUCCUACAGGCCCAGGCGCAUCUCACCGUUUACUUGUGAGUAGUGCUCCGCAGAAAGCUAAUGAACUGCCCACUUGGCUCUUUCGGAAUCGAUUCUCCGGCUUCUACAACUCGACGCCGCUGAUGCAUCCAUCGAAAACAGUGUUGAUUCCGACUGGAAGGCUCACUCGGCGAACACUUCACUUCAAACAAAGAAUUGAGAACGCCAAAAGCUACGUGAGGAGAUACACGCAAGUCGAGCAUUUUCCAAACGUAUCUAUAAUGAACCGGUUUUACAACUCACUGGAGCUGCGAAGCAAAAGUGACAGUCUGAUAUCAUUCUACAAUGGGUUCUCCAAUCUCAUCGUGUCUCUUCUGGACCAAGUGCGAAGCUUGUAG